Molecule: messenger RNA, 2124 nt
Organism: Auanema sp. JU1783
Lineage: Eukaryota; Metazoa; Nematoda; Chromadorea; Rhabditida; Rhabditidae
Source: the annotation of a GenBank genome assembly
AUGACGUCUCGACAUCAACCAUUUCGCUUUUCAGGCGAAGACGAUAGACGCUCGUUGCAAGGCUUUUCUGAUAAUUUCAACAACUAUCUUGCAUCAGAUACAGACUUUCUUCAUGUCUCCAAGAUUAUGACAACGUAUGUUCAUGGCGAAAGCAUGAACGAUAAUGAUAAAGAAGUUCAAUGUGAUCUGUUAGAAGAGGACGGAGGCUUACAACUUGAUCCAACCAGAUUAUCAUAUCAUGAGCGUCUUCGAUGGCAUUUGAAAGAAUUUUGUUACAAAACGUCAAGUCAUGGCAUUCCCAUGUUGGGAUCGGCUCCUAACAACAUUUACAAAUCAAUUUGGUUAAUUUUAUUAUUUUGUUGUAUCUGCUCCUUCAUCUAUCAGGCUAUAGCCGUGGUGGAAAAAUAUAUGAAAAUGGAUAAGAUAACAGACAUUCAAUUGAAGUUUGACACAGCCCCGUUCCCAUCUAUAACUUUGUGCAACUUGAAUCCAUACAAGGACAGUCUCAUACGAAAUGAAGAAACUAUCAGUAAAAUUCUGGGUGUUUUCGAAAAGGUCAUGUCAGAAGCUGGAGCUGGAAACACCGAACAGAAUUUAGAGAAUAUGGGUAAGAUUGAACUGAGUAUAGGCCGACUGAAACGAGGAGGAGAUAAAGGAAACCUUGAACCUGUAAAUGCUGUAUGUUCGUGUGAGGACAGUUCGGAAUGCGAGGUAGAAACAGAUGAGCAAAAACGUAAAUCAGACGUGGGAGAAGAAGAAGCUAUGUGCAUAUGUGCUUUCGAUCGGGUAACAGAAGACGCUUGGCCAUGCCAUCAAAAGAUUCAUUGGAAAAACACGACAUGUCAUGUUUGUGAUGAUGUGCAUAACACCUGCGAGCAUAAGCUGAAGAGAGGAGAUAAACGUAAAAAAGGAAAACUGCCAUGUUUGUGUGAAGAAAAAAUGAAAUUCUGUCUGCGACAUAAUCAUACUCAAACAAUACUUAAUUUAUGGGAAAUAUUGGGUGCAAACAGCUAUGUCGAUGCAUCGUCAGAGGAAACAGAAGCCCUGGGUUUUGGUAACAUGACAGAUGAAGUAGCGAUUGUGACAAAAGCCAAAGAGAAUAUCAUUUUUGCGAUGAGCGCUCUUAGCGCAGAACAAAGACGAAAUAUGUCACAAGCAAAACACAAUUUGAUUCAUAAAUGUUCAUUCAAUGGAAAACCUUGUGAUAUUGACAGGGAUUUUGCCAUCAUUGCCGAUCCAACGUUUGGAAACUGUUUCACAUUCAAUCAUGAUCGAAAUGUUACAAAGAGUAGUAUACGAGCUGGUCCCAUGUAUGGUUUACGAGUAAUGUUAUUCGUGAAUGCUUCUGACUAUUUGCCAACUUCUGAAGCUGUUGGUGUUCGACUGACAAUUCACGAUCAAGAAGAGUUUCCAUAUCCUGAUACGUUUGGAUACAGUGCACCCACCGGAUAUAUUUCCUCUUUUGGAAUGCGAAUGAAAAAAAUGUCUCGUCUGCCGGCUCCUUAUGGAGAUUGUGUGGCGGAAGGAGCAACAGCCAAUUAUAUAUAUAAAGGAUUUGCAUAUUCAACUGAGGGAUGCUAUCGUACUUGCUUUCAACAGCUAAUAAUCGACCGUUGUGGAUGCGGAGAUCCUCGCUUUCCGACAAUCGAUGAUGUUCCUCUGUGUCAAGUAUUCAACAAAGAGCAUCGUGAUUGCUUAGAAAAAAGCUCACACGAAUUGGGAGACAUACAUGGAUCAUUCAAAUGCAGAUGUCAGCAACCUUGUAAUCAAACUGUUUAUACUAUGUCCUAUUCUGAGGCUAUUUGGCCUUCACAAUCUUUGAACAUUUCCCUGGGAACAUGUGAGAAAACACAAGAAGAAUGCAAUGAAGAAUACCAAGAGAAUGCAGCUAUGUUAGAAGUCUUCUAUGAAGCCUUGAAUUUUGAAGUUUUGACAGAAUCUGAAGCAUACGGAAUUGUCAAAAUGCUUGCCGAUUUUGGAGGACAACUGGGACUAUGGUCAGGAGUCUCGUUUAUGACAAUUUGCGAAUUUAUUUGUUUGGCAUGUGAAUUACUAUAUAUGAUUGGAAUGCACCAUUGGCAGAAGUACAAAAGAAAACAAUUUGAACGAAUGUGUGAUGAAUGA